Messenger RNA from Talaromyces atroroseus, 1560 nucleotides. RefSeq lists its product as hypothetical. The record is from RefSeq and is a predicted model, not a curated record. The transcript is spliced from 3 exons. Gene Ontology annotation, biological process: glucan catabolic process. Gene Ontology annotation, cellular component: cell surface; extracellular region. Gene Ontology annotation, molecular function: glucan endo-1,6-beta-glucosidase activity. NCBI's taxonomy places the organism in Eukaryota, Fungi, Ascomycota, Eurotiomycetes, Eurotiales, Trichocomaceae. Bases 1 to 1560 code for a protein of 519 amino acids.
AUGAAGAGCAACUUCCUCCAAAGAUUCAGACACAAGUCAGGUCCAGAGCAUCCAAAAACAAUGGACUCAACACCCAAAGACCCCGGCCCCCCGACCGUAGCCGACAUUUUUCGUUACCGCUAUCAACACGGCACAAAUCUGGGAUCCAUCUUCGUUCUUGAGAAAUGGUUGCAUCGAAGCAUGUAUGAGAAACAUGCCACAGGGUCGAGUGAACUGGCGGCUGUUACGCAGUCCUUGAACAAUAUUGGCCUCCAAGCCACACGCCAGAAAUGGGAACGUCAUUGGCAUUCAGCCCUUAGCGAGACCGAUUUUCUCUGGUUGCUAGAGACCGCAAAGUGCAACUCGAUACGUUUGCCAAUCGGCCAUUUCACCCUCGGGCCCGACUUCUGCGCGGGAACAGUCUUUGAAGGAGACGCAGCGCAGGUAGGUAUCGGGGUGCUCAUAGACCUCCAUGCCCUGCCAGGCGGCGCCAAUAAAGAUGCACACAGCGGAACAAACAGCGGGAAAGCUGAGCUCUGGACGUCCACACAUUACCUCAGCCUUGCAAAGGAAUGCGUGAAAUUCGUCGUACAUGAGAUUGUCGCUCUUCAAAUGUCCAAUGUCAUUGGUAUUGAGCUCUGUAACGAACCCUCUCGGGCCGCCAGCUCCGCCGUGUUCAAAUGGUAUGACGAGGUCCUGCCUAUGAUCAGCGCCAUCGAUCCAUCGCUGCCCGUAUACAUCGGCGAUUGCUGGGAUCUUUCCAAGGGCAUGAACUACGCCCUGAAGAAGAAUUCUGCUUCACAAACGCCCUCCAACCCUGUCAUCGUUGACACGCACAAAUAUUAUACCUUUGCCACUAAAGAUCAUUCCCAGACACCUCAGCAGAUCAUAGACCGAGUAAAUACUUCCCUAGCAGAUGUUGUAAAAAACCAGGGCAAUAUUUCAGCUAGCAAGACAGCUGUUGAAGUCUAUAUCGGCGAGUAUAGCUGUACAAUGGACACGAAGACAUGGGACAAAGUCAACAGCGCAGACCGUCCAGCCUUAACACAAGCAUUUGGCCGUGCCCAGACUGAGAAAUGGCAGAAUGUCACCUGUGGCUCGGCUUUUUGGACCUUCAAAAUGGACUGGAUUGAUGGAGGCGAUUGGGGCUUCAAGAAACAAGUCAAUACUGGCGCUUUGACAGCCCCACGCAGUCUGACUUUCUCCCUUGGGGAUACUCAAGCAAGGUCACAGCAAGCCAGUUCCCAAAAAGACCAGCUUAAAGCCACCGCAGUCUCCCAGCAUGUGGAAUACUGGCGUGAGAAAAGAGUGCCAAACAACAACUAUGAGAGUGGCUGGGACCUCGGUUUCAGGGACGCCAUGGACUUCUUUUCCGCUAGGGCAAAUAGCAUCACCAUGCCAAAUAAUACCAAAACAAACCACCAGCCAGCAGUGGGUGGAGGAGAUAAGAUUGGAGCUCUGGAACUGUGGAUUCUGAAACGCAUUGUCGAGUGUGGACGUCUAGAUAGCUCUUCGGCAUGGGAAUGGGAACAUGGAUAUCGAAGGGCUGUGAAAGACUUUGAGAAUGUUGUUUAUACAUAG